Molecule: messenger RNA, 5284 nt
Organism: Bombyx mori (domestic silkworm)
Lineage: Eukaryota; Metazoa; Arthropoda; Insecta; Lepidoptera; Bombycidae
Product: glucose dehydrogenase [FAD, quinone]
Exons: 4
Coding region: 3427-5253 (608 amino acids)
Molecular function (GO): flavin adenine dinucleotide binding; oxidoreductase activity, acting on CH-OH group of donors
Source: RefSeq, a predicted model, not a curated record
UCGACCGUUAGCCGUCUCUGUCAGACGCGCCCGGGAGCGCGGCGGCGGGUAACGUGUCUUUGCGAAAAAAAUGUUGAUUUUCGUACUGAGCUCGUGAUGUUUUGGCGGCGCGUCUCAAAACUUCAGAGGACUGUGCUCGUUGUGUUUUGUUACCUCUUUGUGUACCUGUUGAUCUUCUACUCGAUCAUACCAGACGCCGCUAUAACGUUUGUCGACGAAGAUUUUAGCGUCGGCGACAAAUACGUGUUCAUGUUUCUAUCAGUGCCGGAGACAAGAAUCCUUAAAGAAAGCGACAGUGUCGCAUUAUUCGAAAGAAGGAAAUGCGGUAAAUGUUUUAUCACGAACAACAGAGGAUUCAUGCCUAUAAGGGAGUAUGACGCGGUGCUGCAUUUGGUUAAUGCGUCGGUUGACGAACAUCCCGUUGGACAGGAGAAAAAAUAUGUGAUCCAGACAUCGAAGAAGUGCAUCAACAAUAAAUUUAGGAACUGUGUGACCGAGCCGGUCGUGUUGUCGUUUAUUUCGAAACAAUAUCACGACUUGUGUAGCCUGUGCCGAUAUUUGCAUUUAAAAAGGAAUAGUAGUGUGUGAAAUCUGGCACGCUUGACCAGUCAAUGAAAUAUUCAGUAAUGUAUUGAAGUGGGUAUUUAAAUUCCUUUCAAUAUUAUAUUCGCACGUUAGUAACGCGCGACUUUCAUGAUUAUCAGUAAAAUAUACGUUACAUAAAUUGGUUAGCAAUUUGUGCUCAAUGUUGACAGUAUAUUAUCAUGCUGUUGGACCACUUGCUCAUACGUCAGCAUUCUAUGUUACUUAAAUUUGUUAGCAAUUUGUGCUCAAUGUUGACAGAAUAUUAUUAUGCUGUUGGACCACUUGCUCAUACGUCAGCAUUCUAUGCGAAUCAAAUAUUACAUGCCUUAUUUAAUGUAGAAAUAUUUAUUAUAAUUAAUUACUUCUUCACGAAUAGUAAUGAAAAAAUGUGUGAUAAUUUGGUGCUUGUGAUACUCAUAGACAAUAAAAUGUAUGUGAUAUUACUUGAUAACCGUUGACAUCGGUUGGCAUUGUAAAUUCGAUAUACCUAAUCCUUUCUUAUCGAUUAAAAUUAAAUUUACGUUAAUUAAUUCGAGUAUGAUCUCUAUAUUCUUAUGGUAGGUAUACCCGAAGUGUUAAACAUUAAGUACCAGUAUCGUGAUAAUAAAUAAUUUGAUUAAUGUUUUAAUAUUAUCAUGUAUCGUAUGUAAACGAAUACCUUGACAUAAUGUUUCAUUACCGAAAAUCUAAAUACAAUUUUUACAUGCACGAUUAAUCAUCAUUUGUGUAGGUAUUAUUAUUUUUUUGAAUAACGAUAAACUAAAUUUAUAAUUGAUUUAAGACAUAAAAAUACUAAAUACAAAGUCGGUGUGCCCGUGACGGGUGACACAGUGAAAUUAUCGCAGUACGAUUGACGUGUUCAUGAAUAGUAGGUAUAUAAUAUUUUCUAAAGUUUAAGUUGCGUGUUACCGGAAAUUUAUCAUAUCGCCAAACCAAGUUUCGAUAAGUUUUUUUUUUUCCGCGAAUACGGUUUUGACAUGAUAUUUUAAUGAUGUGCCUAAAUCUUGUUAUAUCUAGGCAAUACAGCGCAUUUAUUUUUGAAAUUUUUAAAAUGAUAUAUUUAUUAAUCACGAAAGCACAAUAGUGUCUAGAAACGCUCCUUACACUUGUCGUAUUGUUUGCUGAGCUGAAUGACUUACAGUACAGUGUGCCUUAAGGCGAAUUUACAUUACGAAAUUAGUGGCGUGAAAUUAAUUUCGUGACAUUAGUUUUACCAACAGUUUCACGUGUAAUUUAAUACUUUCGUAAUGCAUGCAUUAAUUUCAUGCAUGCAAAUUAGUUUCGUGCCCUGCGCGAUUUUUUGGUGAAAUUAAUGUCAUGCAACUAAUUUCAUAGUGUAGACGCGACGUUAGGCUCGAACUAAUAUCAACUACUGCAAUUAAAGUGAUUCACCCGGUGAGGAAACAGGAGUGCGCAAACCCCUCUACCACAGUUAUAUGGCAUAUCCUUCUUCAAACGAGAGGAGGCUCAGAAUCGUUGAUGUCUUUGGGUGACAUAUCUUCUAGUGAACCGUACGCUCUGCCUCUUUAACAAGACCAGUUUACGAUUUUAUCUUAGGUUUGUUGUAAAACAUAUGAUUAAAAAGCAUAAACUGUUUUUUUUAUUUAAUUAAAAUCCCGCCAUAACAAUCAGCCAAAGAAACCUUUAAAUGAUUACUAGACAAGAUUUAACAAAGAGAACUCACUACGCUACGACGAUGCUGUAUGAUCUUUAAUUUAGAUCUCAUGAUGUUCAUAUUUGUUGAUUGUAAAGACAGAUAUAUCCAACAAUUAAUGAGUGGAUUGAAACUAUUAAAAUCACAAAUUUAAAAUGUAUAUAGAUUCUGUAGAUAUCAUAGAUUCUUAAGAGUUUUUCAUCACAAAACAUGUACAAUUGUAUUGUAUGUUUAGUCUCUCAAUCACCUAUAUUCAUAAGCGUAUGCAUAGCGUUGACCUGCAUUGUCUGAAAUUUAUGGAAUCACUGAUCAAUACCAUUGUAUUUCACGCUAAACAUAAUUAAGUUCAUGUACUAUUUGUAAAUCUUCACGAAUCAAACACGGUCAUUCUCUAAAGACUAUGCUGCCUUAGUGAUACAAUGCUUGUUGUAUUCAUAUUAAUUACUUGCAUACAAAUAUCGAUAUAUAAAAAUCACGAAGCAAUUCAUUGUUAUUUCGUAUUAUUGUAAAUAUAUUUUAUUAGCAAUUUUAAAUAAUAUUUUACGUAUAAUAUUCGCUCAUCAUAAGAAUACGAACAAAAAGACUUGUAUGAUGUUAAAAUAAAAGUUUACCUUCUUAGUGUUUGAUCAUUUGCUACCGGCGUAUCAAUGUAGAUCAUAAGGGUGGAGGAAGAACGUAGCUUAUUGUAAAUUAGCCGGUAUGGAUAGAUGUGGUAAGACCUCUACACUACCAUACUAUAUGCCGCUAAAUGCUAAAUAUCUCUUGAGCAAUAUGUAGAACCUAUAUUUUGGUCUCCCUAGACCACGCACAUCAGGGAACAUUUGUACAUACAUUAGAGAAUUUCAUGUGAAUUACUAUCUAUAAUAAUAUGUAAAGAGAUUCAAUUAUCUUCAGUUAAUCAAUCUGUUUGUGAGAUACCUUUGCAAGUGCACGAUUAAUAAAUAAAUGCAGUGGCCUUCCACAAGGAAACCAACAGGCUAUACAUAGUAUGUUUGAGAAAACUGUGACCUUCCACUGGCAUCCUUAAUUACGCAUCUUCCGUAUUGCGCAACAAAGGACGAGGCCCAGUGAAGCGAAGCAAAACUGAACAGCGAUAACGCAAUUGUGAAACCAGUCUACCAGUCUCCACCGGGGAGUGCGGUGGAGUUUCUAAUCGUGAUAAUCUAAAGAAGAAUCGUUGUGUGAAAAUGAAAUUUGCCGUAUUUAGAAGGUUGCUUUCAAAACUCCUUCUCCUUCUCACAUUAACAUCAGUAAAAGCUGAUCUUUUCACCAAAGCGACGAGGACAAAAGCCGAUGAAAGGGAUCUUAGACAAAGUGUUUUUGAUUUCAUAAUUGUCGGCGGAGGCACUGCUGGCUGCGUCUUGGCUAACAGGCUGUCAGCUGUCUCGGAUUGGAAGGUUCUUUUAGUAGAAACUGGUGAUGAUGAGAACAUAGAUUAUAAUAUCCCAGGAGUUCCGACCAAUGAGUACCGUCCGAUUCUGUGGAACUAUAGGACAGAGAGAAACGGCUACUCCUGUCUAUCCAGGCCUAGUGGAAGCUGCGAGGUCAAAACUGGAAAAGUACUCGGGGGCUCCAGUGUAACCAACGAUAUGAAGUAUACAAGAGGCUCUAAAGUGGACUAUGAUGGCUGGCACAAUACUGGAACGCUUGCCUCUUUGGAGUGGAAGUUCGAAAAUUUAAUUGAUGACUUUAAAUACAGCGAAGAUAACGGAGAUUACGACAUCUUAAUGAACUCAUUAUAUCACUCUCGCGGUGGAGAGAUGCACGUCAAAAAGUUCAAGUAUACAGAUCGAUACAUCGAAGUAUUUAAUGGAGCUUUCUCUGAAAUGGGCUUACGGACCUUGGAUAUAAAUACAAAUAUUCCAGAAGCUGUUGUUAAUAAUCAAUUCGCAAUGAUAAACAAUACUAGACUUAGUACUAAUAGUGCCUUUUUGAAGCCAGUAAGACACAGGAAGAAUCUAACAAUUCUGAAGGGAGCUACAGUUACCAAAAUUGUUAUCAAUAAACAAGAAAAUACAGUUGAUGGAAUUUUGUAUGAGAUAGAAAAGGGUAAAGAAAGACCCGCUUAUGUUAAAAGAGAAAUAAUUCUCACUACUGGAGCCAUCAACAAUGUGCGUUUGUUACACUUAUCUGGAAUAGGUCCAAAGAUAGAAUUGAAAAAGUAUAAUAUUACUACUAUCAAAGAUCUUCCUGUAGGAAUGAAUUACCAAGAUCAAGUCACCACUGGGGGUCUGGCUUUCGUGAUGAACGAUGUCGCACCGGUUACUGAGGAAAAAAUUACUAAUGAUUUCAAGACCUGGUUCCAGAGCCGUAGUGGUCCGUUAGCUUCUAGAGGAAUUAAUCAAGUAUCUGCAUUUUUACAAUUAUAUGAAAACAUUAAUGCUCCGGACGUUGAAUUGGCAUUAGAUGGAAACUAUAUUAGAAGCGAUAAGUAUUUACUAACCAAUCUUACCGUUCACAGCGCUGAAGAAUUUAAUCUACCGCUUCCUUAUUAUAAUUUAGUUAAUAUUCACCCAAUUUUACUGAGACCCAAAAGCAAAGGUCGAGUACUUUUAAACAAAAGAAACCCAAAGUAUGGUCGACCAGUCAUACAAGCAAACUUGCUAAAGGAAACAGAGGAUCUGGACACUUUGGUUGAUAGCAUAGACAUUGCUUUGCAACUCCUUGAUACCAAAGAAAUGAAGAAAGCAGAAGUGAAAUUUGCUCCUUUAGACUUAUUUCCGUGCGAUAGACUAAGCAACAGAGAUCAAUGGAACUGCAUAGCCAGACAUUAUACUAGAGCCAUGAGUAGGCCUAUUGGGACUUGUAGAAUGGGAGAUAAUAGCACGGAGUCCGUAGUAGACUUCCAGCUUAGGGUACACGGCAUCGAAGGUUUGCGCAUAAUUGAUGCUUCUGUUAUGCCUUCACACGUCCGUGGAGGCAUAUUUGCACCGACAUUGAUGAUAGCAGAGAAAGGUGCAAAAAUGAUUUUAAAAGAUUGGAAAGAAAAUAAAGGUCACUUUUACAAUAGGUGAUUUAAGGAAAAUAAAACAUACAUAAAUUUAA